AUGCUCGCAAGGAAGACUCUCCCCACCGGCAUCCUCCGCCUGGCCAUGCGCCCUCAGCAACACCAGCACCAACACCAAGCUCGUUCCCUGGCUAUCUCAGCACUCUGCCUUCAGGAACAGCCUCAGCAGGAGACUUCUGCUGUCUUGAACGAUUUCUUGACCGCCUCUAGCGACGACGCUCCCGUCGAAGACGCUGGCAAGAAGACCCCUUAUCGCAGCGCCCGCUACAUCCUCGAACAGACCCAGCAGGCCGGACGUAGACCACCCCGUCGCGACAACAACAGCAAUGAUAACACUGGGUCAUCAUCAUCAGGAGAGCGUCGCUUCAACAAUACCAACAACAGAGGCCCCAGACCCGCACGCAACAACAGAUACCAAGACAACAACUUCUCGCCCGCCUCAAAGUUCCAGUCCCCGCCCACCAUCCCUUACGACAUUUCAAAGGAGCUUCAAUUCGCUGAAAAGAGCGACUGGGAGGUCUCUUCCGUCCUCGACGCUCGUCCUCUCUACGCCAACAUUGCAGCCGGUCGUGGAACAACUCCUACCCUCGGCGUCUCUACUCUUCAGGACCGGACCAACGUCGUUGCCGCUGCCAUCCCCGGCACCGCCUUCUCCGCUCACAUCACCGGCGUCCGUAGCCAUGGUGACUUUGAUGCUGAAGUCGAACAAUCCCUCAUCCAGACACUCGCCCCUCUCGCCGGCGACUCGUCUAAGGACCACCGCAAGAAGUCGGAUGUUGCAGCUGUGGAGCACCAAGCCUUCUUGCACCGUAUGACUCACAACUUCCAGGAGGUCAUGAACCCCAGGAACCCCAUCAACAGGUUCAACAAUGGCGGCAUUAAGCACGUCGCAGGAAUCAAGUACGAUAUCGGAUCCGACGAGGCGUCGACUGUCGAGGGUGCCGAAGAAAAGUCUUGGAAGCGUUUGGAGCGUCUUGGAGGAGACUACAGCCGGGCAAGCUCGCCCCUCUCAUUACUCUCUAAGAGCAAAGGCAAAACCGGCAAGGUCGGACAGGAGGUUCUCAAGAAUGUCAGUGCCUUGAUUGGUCAGAACCAGAGCAUAGGACUCGAGGAUAAGAAGAAGUUUCUCAAGGCUGUUGAGAGUGGGCUCGGUGGCAUCUAA
Linnemannia hyalina is the source of this 1122-nucleotide messenger RNA. Lineage: Eukaryota; Fungi; Mortierellomycota; Mortierellomycetes; Mortierellales; Mortierellaceae. The record is from the annotation of a GenBank genome assembly.